Schistosoma curassoni is the source of this 2208-nucleotide messenger RNA. NCBI's taxonomy places the organism in Eukaryota, Metazoa, Platyhelminthes, Trematoda, Strigeidida, Schistosomatidae. The record is from the annotation of a GenBank genome assembly.
AUGUCCGCCUUUCGAAGAAUAGGCAAAAGGCUUGUUUUGGUUGGAGCAAUAUCUGGCGUCGGUGCUGCAUUUUUAUUGGAAUUUGUCCCCAGAGUUAAUGAAGCCAGAAGGACGAAGGCUUUACUGUCGAGACCUAAACCUUCAGAACAGGAGUUCAAACGUUUUGAGCGACCCUUGCCGACUAGAGAUGAACAUCUCAAACGAAUGGCAUCAGGUGAACUUUUCGAUGUCUUAGUAAUUGGUGGUGGGGCAAGUGGUGCUGGUGUUGCGUUAGAUGCUGCAUCUAGAGGUUUAUCAACAUGCCUUAUUGAAAGAUUGGAUUUUGCUUCGGGUACCUCCUCUCGUUCAACCAAACUUAUUCAUGGUGGUGUUCGAUACCUACAAAAGGCUAUAUUUAAUUUGGACAUUGAACAGUUUCGUAUGGUUAAUGAGGCACUUAGUGAACGGUCUAAUCUAAUCGAUAUUGCUCCACAUCUAGCCUAUCCAUUGCCAAUCAUGUUGCCCAUAUAUAAAUGGUGGCAAGUUCCGUAUUAUUGGGCUGGUAUUAAAAUGUACGACUUAAUAUCUGGUGCUCAAAUACUAAAAGCCAGUUAUUAUCUUAAUAAAUCACAGGCAUUAGAACGAUUUCCCUUAUUGAAACGUGAUAAACUAGUCGGCGGGUUAGUAUAUUAUGAUGGCCAACAAGAGGAUGCUCGUAUGUGCUUAAGUAUUGCAUUAACUGCGGCUCGUUAUAAUGCUGCGAUUGCUAAUUAUGUUGAAGCUGUUGAAAUAAUUAAACAACCAUCUCGAACUAAAUCAAUUUCAUUGAAAUCAACAUUGGAAACAACAUCUGAACCAGUACCUACAGUAUCAGGUGCACGAGUUCGAGAUAGAUUAACUGGUAAAGAAUUCACAAUCAAUGCUCGUUGUGUGAUUAAUGCAACUGGACCAUUUACAGAUAGUAUACGACAAAUGGAUGAUAAAGAACAACCUACUAUUUGUCAACCUAGUUUAGGUGUUCACAUUAUUCUUCCUGGUUAUUAUAGCCCUACUAAAAUGGGUUUACUAGAUCCAGAUACGCGUGAUGGUCGUGUGAUCUUCUUUUUACCAUGGAUGAAUUAUGCGUUAGCUGGCACUACAGAUACUGAAUGCAAUGUUACUGAUCAACCAUCGCCUUCUGAAGCUGAAGUGAACUUUAUCUUGGAAGAAAUUAGUAGUUAUCUUUCUCCGGAAAUCCAAGUUCGUCGUGGUGAUGUACUGUCAUCUUGGGCAGGUAUUCGACCACUUGUUCGUGACCCAAAUUCUUCUGAUACACAGUCGAUUGCACGUAAUCAUAUUAUUGAUGUUUCGCCAUCUAAAUUGAUAACAAUUGCUGGUGGUAAAUGGACAACUUACAGAAGUAUGGCAGAAGAGACUGUGGAUAAAGCGAUAAAGGUAUGUGAUCUUAAACCAACUGGUCCAUGUCGUACCAAAGGUCUUCUUUUAGAGGGGGCUCAUGGUUGGUCACCAAAUCUAUUUAUACAAAUUGUUCAAGAAUAUGGUAUGGAUGUUGAUGUGGCACGCCAUUUAACUGGGAUUUAUGGUGAUAAAGCUAUCACUAUAGCUAAUAUAUCCAAACUAACUGGUUUAAGAUGGCCAAUAUUAGGUAAAAAAUUACAUCCUGAAUUUCCUUUUAUUGAAGCUGAAGUGGAAUAUGCAUGCCGAGAAUAUGCUUGUCAUGCUGUCGACUUUCUUGCUCGUCGUACUCGUUUAGCAUUUUUGAAUGUACGAGCUGCGGAAGAAGCUUUACCAAGAAUUGUUGAUUUAAUGGGUGAACAUUUAAAAUGGAACAGUGAGAGAAAAAAGCAAGAAAUGCGUGAGGCAGAGAACUUUUUAAAAUCUGAAAUGGGUCUUGGUCUGCGUGUUAUGGAAGGUGUUCGUAUGGAUUUGACUAUUGAUGAAAUUAGUAAUCUUUUACAAAGUUUCCGUAAACUUGAUCAUGACACUAAAGGUUAUGUUUCGUUGGAUGAUUUACGCAAAUUUUGUACUGAAUCUGGCGAAUAUGUUAGUGAAGAAGUGUUACAAUCUACUUUGAAUACAAUGGAUAUUAAUAAGAAUGGACAAGUUGACAUGUCAGAAUUCUUACAAUUUAUGAGUGCAAUAAAAUCUGGCGUUGUUGUCAACUCACCUCUAAAGAAAGUAUUAAGUCGUACUCGAAUUCCUGUUUAUAGAAGUGGUGGUGGUGUUUGA